AUGGAACCAGUGGCAAAGAAGAUCUUUAAAGGAGUUUUAGUAGCUGAACUCUUGGGCGUUUUUGGAGCAUAUUUUUUAUUUAAUAAGAUGAACACAAGCCAAGAUUUCAGGCAAAUGAUGAGCAAGAAAUUUCCCUUCAUCUUGGAAGUUUAUUACAAAUCCAUUGAACAGUCUGGAAUGUACGGAGUAAGAGAGCAAGAUCAAGAAAAAUGGUUGAAUAGCAAAAAUUAG
Molecule: messenger RNA, 231 nt
Organism: Lontra canadensis (Northern American river otter)
Lineage: Eukaryota; Metazoa; Chordata; Mammalia; Carnivora; Mustelidae
Product: protein CEBPZOS-like
Exons: 1
Coding region: 1-231 (76 amino acids)
Source: RefSeq, a predicted model, not a curated record